Messenger RNA from Ilex paraguariensis (yerba mate), 2641 nucleotides. The record is from the annotation of a GenBank genome assembly. Lineage: Eukaryota; Viridiplantae; Streptophyta; Magnoliopsida; Aquifoliales; Aquifoliaceae.
AUGUCUGGUUGGGAUGAAGGAGAAAUCUUCUACAGUGACCAAGCUCAGUUCCCCCACGGCGGAGGCGGCGGCGGCGGAGGCCCGGAACAGGGGGUGAGUCGGCACACGAUUCUCCGGAAGUUCAAAGAGUUCAUUAGAAAUUUCGAAAGCAAAAAUGUGUUCCCGUACAGAGAAGCUUUGCUUCAAAACCCUAAAUACCUCCUCGUCAACCUCGCAGACCUCCUCAAGUACGACAAAGAUCAAGAAGAUCUCGGCAAACUGCUCCGGGAGAACCCCGCCGAUUACCUGCCCCUGUUUGAAACUGCGGCGACUGAAGUUCUUGCAAGUUUGAGAUCAAGAGUUAUUGGAGAUACAGGUGAACUGGAGGAGCCAGAGACCGGGGAGGUGCAGAUUUUGUUGAAGUCAGAACAAGAUUCAUUGUCAAUGCGAUUGCUUGGGGCACAUUACAUAUCAAAAUUGGUUAAGAUAUCUGGGAUUACUAUUGCUGCAUCAAGAACUAAGGCAAAGGCAACUUAUGUGACAUUGUUGUGUAAGAAUUGUAAGAAUGUGAAGCUUGUUCCAUGCCGUCCUGGGCUUGGAGGGGCGGUUGUGCCACGUUCCUGUGAUCACAUGCCCCAGCCUGGGGAGGAACCAUGUCCUAUUGAUCCAUGGAUUGUCGUACCGGAUAAAAGCAAGUAUGUCGACCAGCAGACCCUCAAGUUGCAGGAGAAUCCUGAGGAUGUCCCUACUGGGGAGCUACCUAGAAACAUGCUUUUAUCCAUUGAUCGUCAUCUAGUGCAAACAAUUGUACCUGGCACAAGAUUGACCAUAAUGGGGAUCUACAGUAUAUUUCAAGCUGCGAAUUCAUCCACAUCUCACAAAGGUGCAGUUGCAGUUAGACAGCCUUAUGUUAGAGUUGUUGGAAUAGAGGAGACUAAUGAGGCUAAUUCUAGGGGUCCUGCCAACUUCACCGUAGAUGAGAUAGAAGAAUUCAAAAAGUUUGCAUCAGAUAAUAAUGCCUAUGAAAACAUAUGCUCCAAGAUUGCUCCCUCUAUAUUUGGCCACGAUGAUGUGAAGAAGGCUGUGGCUUGUCUUUUAUUUGGCGGAUCGAGGAAGAUUUUGCCCGAUGGUGUGAAAUUAAGAGGUGACAUUAAUGUAUUGCUCUUGGGGGACCCCUCUACUGCUAAAUCACAGUUCCUCAAGUUCGUCGAGAAGACAGCUCCCGUAGCAGUAUAUACUUCUGGGAAAGGCUCAUCAGCCGCUGGUCUUACAGCUUCUGUGAUUCGAGAUAAUAGCUCACGGGAGUUUUAUCUAGAAGGAGGAGCCAUGGUUUUGGCUGAUGGAGGUGUCGUCUGCAUAGAUGAAUUUGACAAAAUGAGGGCAGAAGACAGAGUUGCAAUUCAUGAAGCCAUGGAGCAGCAAACCAUUUCCAUUGCCAAAGCUGGAAUAACAACUGUUCUCAAUUCUAGAACCUCUGUGCUAGCAGCAGCUAACCCUCCAUCAGGACGUUACGAUGAUCUCAAGACUGCUCAGGAUAACAUUGAUUUGCAGACGACAAUUCUAUCGAGAUUUGAUCUAAUUUUCAUUGUGAAAGAUGUCAGGAUGUACAGUCAAGACAAGAAUAUUGCCAGUCAUAUCAUCAAACUUCAUGCAUCUGCUCAUGCAGCCAAUGGUGAAACUAGAACCUAUAUAGAAGAUAACUGGCUGAAAAGGUAUAUACAUUACUGUCGAACUGUAUGUCACCCCCGUCUAUCAGAUUCUGCUGCCACCAUGCUGCAGGAGAGCUAUGUCAAAAUUAGACAGGACAUGAGACGGCAGGCAAAUGAAACUGGGGAGGCUGCUGCAAUACCGAUCACCGUGAGGCAGCUGGAAGCUGUAGUGAGGUUGAGUGAGGCACUUGCAAAAAUGAGACUGUCCCAUACUGCGAAUGAUAACCAUGUUUUGGAAGCUAUAAGGCUCUUCAACAAUUCUACAAUGGAUGCAGCACGCUCUGGUAUAAAUCAACAUAUCAAUCUUACUCCUGAGAUGGCGAAUGAGAUUAAGCACGCAGAAACCCAAAUAAAAAGAAGAAUGGGAAUCGGAAGCCACAUAUCAGAGAGACGGUUGAUUGAUGAACUUGCCAGAAUGGGCAUGAAUGAUUCUAUUGUUAGAAGAGCUCUGUUAAUUAUGCAUCAGAGAGAUGAAGUUGAAUACAAAAGAGAAAGGCGAAUCAUUGUUCGGAAAGCUUAACCGCUCAACAAUCAUCAGCAAGUCGACAUUGCAGUUCAUGCAUUCUUAGUAAAAACUGAUCACAGAAUGCCAUUCUUAAUCCCAUGGAUACUGGUGGAGGUAAUGAGAUCUGCUAUUCUGUCCAAAGCGUACAUUCGCAAAUUGCAGCCAUCAGACAAAGCCACAUUACCUUCUAGGUUUUUCUUCCAUCCUUGUAUUGUGAACCAAGAAAAUCUAUGAUCUCAUGACGAUAAAUUACAAUUCAAUACGAUUAAAGUUAUUGUCAAACUUGGUUUAAAAACCCAAGAUCAAUCUUGAUCUCGGUCUGUUUGAAGCAUAAGAUUGGGUUGUAAUUUUAGUACUUUUUUGGGUGCUGUUUAGGGAUCCCAAAAACUAUUGACGAUAAGGUGGAUUGGACAUUUUUACCAUGGAAACUGGAUAAUGGAAUGCCAGA